AUAGGAUUGGGAAUUGGAAAUAUCGGAUUCUUCCCACGGAGCAUCUUCAACCUUAUUCCCUUCCAAAGGUACUAAUUUUUUCGAAUUCAUUCUCUUGCAUUGAAGAUAAAAUGGGUUUGGGAGCACGAAAUAGCAGCGAGCGCCUCAGAACAAUUUGGACCCCUGAGAUGGAUCGCUACUUCGUUGAUCUUUUGUUAGAGCAGGUUCGCCAGGGCACUAAAUUCGAUGAUCAUUUAACGAGCAAACGAGCAUGGAUUCAUAUGUCAUCAUUGUUCAAUGCAAAGUUCAACUUUCAAUAUGAAAAGGAUAUUCUCAAGAAUCGCUACAAAACACUCAGGAAUCUCUACAGAGUUGUCAACAACCUUCUAGCCAAUCCGGGUUUUAGCUGGGAUCAGAAGCGGAGUAUGGUCACUGCUGAUAAUCCUGUUUGGGAUGAGUAUCUCAAGUUAAAUCCGGCUGCACGGUCACACAGAAUAAAAAGUAUUCCUUAUUUCAAGGAUUUGUGUAUUAUCUAUGGAAAUGCAGUGAUAGAAGAAAAAGGUGACAAUGCACCGGGUGGGUCAUCUUAUUCAGCCGAAAAUGAGACAUUCAUACACUUAGAUAAGAAUAUAGGAGAGGAUGUUCAUGAGGUUCUUCAUGAUAUAAUGGUUGAUGAAGAUUUUGGAAUAUCUACCUUGGAAACUGAAAAUGAUGAUUCGGAGCAGAGGGUGGUGAACGAAACAGCAACCCCAUUUUCUACCCGUACCCGGACUUAUUGGCAGCCACCAAUGGAUCGUUACUUCAUCAACCAAAUGCUUGCCCACGUGUACAAAGGAAAUCGGCCUGAUGGAGUCUUUAGCAGACAAGCAUGGAUGGAGAUGAUUUUAUCUUUCAAUGAAAAAUUUGGUUUUGACUAUAGUUUGGAACAUCUUAAAAAUCGAUACAAAACUCUGAGAAGGCAGUAUAAUUUAAUUAAAAAUCUUCUUGAUUUGGACGCGUUUGUCUGGGAUGAAUCGCGCCAGAUGGUUACUGCUGAUGAUUCUGCUUGGCAAGAUUGUAUUAAGAUACAUCCAGAUGCAAGGCAGUUUAUGACCCGGCCUUUGCCAUAUUAUAAAGAUUUGUGUAUCAUAUGUAAUCCUAAAUUUGAGGAGAAAAAAUCUACUCUCCUUCAAGAUAUUGAGCAUCAAAACAUAGUUGAUGUUAAGAUUGAUAGUGACUACGCAUCCCCAGCUGGUCAUUCUUCAAUUACUUCCAAUCCCAGUGAAGAACAACUUGGUGUUGUAAAGGAGGUAGCUCAUUCGGAUCAGAAACAAAAGCGACAGUUAGAGAAGUUUUCCGGUGCUCCUAUUUCUAAACACUCAAGAAAUGAAGAACAUGGCAUGGCUGUUGCUCUCCGUGAGAUGGCAACUGCAGUGUCUUCUUUGUCUACAGAGAAGAAUGAUGAGAACCUUGUAUCAAUAGAGACUGUCAUAUAUGCAGUGCAAGCAUUGCCUGAUAUGGAUGAAGAUCUGGUUCUGGAUGCUUGUGAUUUCCUAGAAGAUGAAAGAAAAGCCAAAAUAUUUCUUGCUUUGGAUAUCAAGUUAAGAAAGAAAUGGUUGAUUAGGAAACUUCGCACACAGGCCUAGCCUGUGCAUUUUCUAUAUCUUAUUGGAUUGUAUACUUCUAACAGGGUUAGCUUGAUUAGGUUUUCUUUGGCUCAAAAUCUAGUAGAUUUUAUGAUUAGGAAAGGGAAGUCAAUAUGCAUCAAUGAUUGUCUAAGUAAAUGUAAAUGAUCAAUUGUUCAAUGGUGGCUUGGCUGAUUAGUUCAAUAGCACUAAAAUUCCCUUAUAUUAAAGUGACUUUGUUGAGAUAACGAAUUUGGA
Messenger RNA from Arachis stenosperma, 1841 nucleotides. Its product is annotated as L10-interacting MYB domain-containing protein. The record is from RefSeq and is a predicted model, not a curated record. Lineage: Eukaryota; Viridiplantae; Streptophyta; Magnoliopsida; Fabales; Fabaceae. Bases 111 to 1604 code for a protein of 497 amino acids. The transcript is spliced from 4 exons.